Messenger RNA from Wickerhamiella sorbophila, 420 nucleotides. Its product is annotated as Respiratory supercomplex factor 1, mitochondrial. The record is from RefSeq and is a predicted model, not a curated record. The coding region runs from base 1 to 420 and encodes 139 amino acids. Lineage: Eukaryota; Fungi; Ascomycota; Dipodascomycetes; Dipodascales; Trichomonascaceae. Gene Ontology annotation, biological process: mitochondrial respirasome assembly. The transcript has a single exon. Gene Ontology annotation, cellular component: mitochondrion.
AUGCCAGCUCUGCCCAGUAGCGUAGAGCCCCCGCAGCGGAAGCCGCUGUACCAAAUACUAGCCGAGAAAUGCAAAGAGCAGCCCCUUGUGCCAUUGGGUGUCGUACUGACGUGCGGCGCCCUCUAUCUGUCUGGCCGGGCAUUGAGGGCCCGAGACUCCCGUCUGGCCAACCGGAUGUUCUUUUGGCGCGUGGGAUUCCAGGCAUUCACGGUUGUUGCACUAGUCGGAGGAGGAUUCUACUAUGAUGAGAAGCGCCGCGAGAAGAAGUCGCAGCGGGAACAGCUUAUUGAAAAGGCCAAAGAGCGAGAAAAGCUUUGGAUCGAGGAGCUGGAGCGUAUCGAAGAGGAGGCGAAGCGCCGCAAGGAGAAGGCCGACGAUCUCAAGAAACGCCUCAAGGAAAUUGAAGACCAGAAGAAGUGA